Molecule: messenger RNA, 890 nt
Organism: Lentinula edodes (shiitake mushroom)
Lineage: Eukaryota; Fungi; Basidiomycota; Agaricomycetes; Agaricales; Omphalotaceae
Product: putative methyltransferase-domain-containing protein
Exons: 1
Coding region: 23-865 (280 amino acids)
Source: RefSeq, a predicted model, not a curated record
AAGAUAUCAUUGUUAUCUACUUAUGUCGGGACUGGAUCCAGAAGAAAUUUUGAACAGCUCACUAGAAACUCUUUACGACUAUCAGCCCAUCACCUUAGCAUCCACCGGGUCCGUGUUCACGUAUAAUUUGAAGAAGUCCAAAGACUUUGCAAUAAAUGUGACACUGUACACACCUGACACUGACGCAUCCAAUUGGUCUCUACACGCUUCGUCAAUCUGGGCUUCAUCGCAGUAUCUCGUCGAUUAUAUCGACGACCUCCAUCUCGAAUCUCAUAUCGCUGCUAUCUCGCAAGAGAAAGUCCGCCUGCUCGAGCUCGGAGCUGGUGCUGGACUACCCGGGAUCGUUAUUGCAAAAUCCCUUCCAGACUCUGUCUUAGUCACUGUCAGUGACUAUCCCGAUGAGAAUAUCAUUCAGACACUAUCGGAAAAUAUCGAAAUUAAUCGGGUAUCCUCUAAUUGUUGUGCUAAAGCUUACGCCUGGGGCACAGAUUCCGGCGAAUUGCUUCUGGCACAACCUUCCAAUCAAAUUCCACGUCUAUUUGAUGUGGUUAUUGCUGCAGAUACACUGUGGAACUCUGAUUUACAUACGGUUUUUAUUGAUUCUUUGAAGAGAACCUUGCGCAAAGCGUCCGGUUCUCGUGUGCAUAUAGUUGCGGGACUGCACACUGGACGGUAUACCCUACAAUCUUUUCUCGAUGCCGUGUCGCAGUCAGGGUUUGACAUCGAGUCUGUGGAAGAGAGGGAUCGGAGCGGCUCACGGAGAAGAGAAUGGGACAUAUCUCGGGCAGAGCAAGAGGACGAAAAAGAGAGAAGAAAAUGGCUUUUGUGGAUUGUACUCAAGUGGUCAGUAUUUUCGUUUGCAUAGACAAUUACAAUAACAGAAAAACAUA